AUGGUCAACUGGGGCAAAAUAAUUCUGGGCGCGCGAGGCGUCCAGGCACUUCUCUCUGUCGUCGUUCUCGGCCUCAUGGCUUAUGUCGCCUCAUGGUGGACCUCCCACUGGCGCGCCAUGUCCCCUGUCGAGGUAAACUUUAUGGUUUUCUCGCCCGUCUGGUCCAUCCUCGCGCUCGUCCCUCUCGUCGUCGUCCCCAUGAAAUUCUCCUCCUUCGCCUCCUCCAAAGCCGGCAAGUUCGGACUGCUCGGCCUCGAGAUCUUGACCAUGCUAUACUGGUUCGGCGGCUUCAUUGCGCUGGCGGUUUUCCUGAGGGACCGCAUUUGCUUUGGUACUGUGUGCGAUAUUGCGAAGGCGGGGACGGCGCUGAGCGCGGUGAACUGGUUGGUGUGGAUGGGGAGUGUGGUGUUGAGCGCGGUGAUGUGCUUUAGGAGAGAGCAGGUUGCGCCGAUGCUGAAGGAGCCGAAGGUGGAGAUGCACCAGGGUGUCUAG
Messenger RNA from Didymosphaeria variabile, 492 nucleotides. RefSeq lists its product as uncharacterized. The transcript is spliced from 2 exons. Bases 1 to 492 code for a protein of 163 amino acids. Lineage: Eukaryota; Fungi; Ascomycota; Dothideomycetes; Pleosporales; Didymosphaeriaceae. The record is from RefSeq and is a predicted model, not a curated record. Gene Ontology annotation, cellular component: membrane.